UUUGAGAAUAGUUUGCACAUCCAUGAUAAAAUUCAGCAAUAAAAAUCAUUUUACAAUAAUAAUUCACGUGUCAUUGAAAGCAGUGUGUAUCAUACACCCGCACACACACGUAUAUAUAUGGGCUCAGCGUGAGUGUACGAGCGUGUUAGAUAUCAAGCUGGUGGAAACGUAAAUAUUAAUACGUUCGCCAUGCGCCUCUUUCGACGUGAUAAAUCUCUUCUAAUGGCUAUAUUAGCCGCAUAAAUCAACAGAAUCAGUUCCAGUUUUCCAGUAGUGGCUGCGGGAAACGAUGGCGAGAAUUGUGUCCUUCAGGGUUGGAUCUAAAUUUUUAAUGGCGCCCUCCCUGGAGAUUUACGCCCGACUCUGCCGGAAUUUUUAGGUAUGACCGAAUGGAAUUGGCUCUCUUCUCACCCCUUGGAAAAAAUGGAAAUUUUGUGUGGAUCGACGAAUGUAUGAAAAAAUUAUUACACUACAAAGAUUUUGAUGAUGCCAACAACGUUUCCGGAUAUCUCAAAUAAAAUUUGUAUCAACCAAACAAACGAAGCAGAGAGCAGACAACUUUGCCUUACUUUAAAAAAAAAAAAAAGAAAACGUGAAAAGAAAAAUUGGAAACGAGUGUUCGACAAGUGAAUUUACAAAAUGAGGAAAGCGUUGAUAAUAAAGGAUUGCGCCCAAGGCACAAAGCGGAUCAAAUAUCCAACAACACACUAAAUUUCCCCCUUUGUGAUCCCUCUCCUCUCCUCCCUCCGUUCCCCUUAAUUCAAACAUUCAGAUUAAUCAAAGCAGCUCAGGUGUGCCUUGCACUUUUCCAGCCCAACGUUUCCAACUUUCGAAGCCUCCUUCAUUACAGCUUCUCAUCUCUCUCUCUCUCCCUCUCUCCAUUUACUAGUUGUCUUUCUCCCGCCCCUCCUCCCUCGUUUUAAUUACUUUAAUGAGUCCGGGAAUUAAUUUCUGAGCGCGAACCAGAAACCCGGGCGCUCGCCUUUAUUUCCGAGGGAUUUGGUCGAUUCGCCACGAUGCGCUCUCUUCGCCCAGAUUUUCUUUUUUCCUUUCCCUCCCCCCACCCUUCCUUCCCGGAUUAAUCGAGAAGGCUGUCGAAAAGCUAUCAGAAAUACAUUCGAAAAGAAUUGUUCGUUUCCAACAUUUUUAUAUUCGAUUCUUCGGAAGAGGAGAAAAUAGGAUAAAUAUGGUAUCGAAUCUAUGAUAUUUUCGAUUAUUUAGAGAAAGAAGGAGAUGGAUUAAUAAAUUCUUUCAAGAGAAUAGGAUAUUUUCGACCACUUGGAGGGGAUUAAUUGAUAAAUUCUUUCGAUCUUACUAAAAAAUCUUAUUUGCAAUAUUAUUUAUCUCCUCCAAUAUUAUAAUUUCGAUCGGAGGAAAUGGAUAAGUGGCGUUUCGCUCAUUUCGAGGGAGAAAGAGGUUGCUUGGAAAAGGUUGUUUUCUCGGUUUAUUUUCAACUCGGUUGCACGCCAAGGCUCUUCUUUUUCCGCUUUCCUCCUGUCUUCUCGCCGCAUUCCGGAAAUACAUGGCGCCCCCCUCGUGGCGUUCCUUCUUUUCCUUCGUAGAGACGCGCGUUUUCGGAAUUUCGUAAACGAAAUUGCGAACGUUACGUUGACCAGAUCUUACCCAUGUUAAUAGUCGGACACGCUGUGAAAAAUUUCACUUUCGCGGCGAAAAUUGGUUCGUGCGAGAAUCGAAAGAAUUUUUCGCGCGGCGAGAAAGUCGAGGAAUUAUUUCGUAUCCGUUUGUUUUCGUUGUAUCGUUUUUGAUUCGUUCUCUUUCGAAGAUAAGAAGAGUAAUUUUACUGUGUUAUUGAAUAGCAGAUUUAUUUUCGUUUAUCUUACGCUCUACGUAACUCGAUGUAUCAAAAUGAAGUAUUGAAAUAUUAUAAAUUUAUAAUUGCGUUCGAAAGAUGUUCGAAAGAGAAAUUAAAAAAAUAACGUUUAUCAGGCUUCUCGAACGGGUACAAGUUCUUUAAGAAUUUUUCCUUAGAUCGAAUAUUCGUAUUUCAUUCCAACUUGUUCUCAAAAUUAUCUUCAAAAAGUUUCAUCGAAUACUUUUUGAUUCGAUUACUUUAUUUAAGGAUUCUAUAAUGUGUAUGUAUAUAUAAUUUUUCAGAAUCUCGACGAUUUUCUCACUGGUAAUACCUUGAUUUCUGCUUAAAAUUCGGAAAAAUAUUCGGAACGGAUCGGAUAUUUCCCGUAUCGAAUCGGGGAUACGGGGAUAGAAUGUUUCAUCGAGGAAACGUGUCGCGUACGGUAAGGGUUUAAGCGACGAUCUUUGAAACGAGAACGUGACGGAAAGGGUGGUCGAACGGGGUCGAAAGGAGGGUGAAAAGCGGCGUUGCGGUGAUAAGGAAAAGGAAGCGAGGCGUUUCCAAGAAGUGGCCAAGUCGAACGUAAACUGGAAACUGAACGAUACGUAAGACCAUAAGAAUCUCCAGAAAAAGAAAAGAAAAGAAAAGGAAAGAGGAGUCAAAGGAAGGGUCAAAGCCUCGAGGAUAAUUUAAAAAAUAAGAGAAAGAGGAAAGAAGUGGAAGAAAAUUCCUCGCAAAAUAAGAAGGAGGAAGAUUAGAAAAUGUUCUUCGAAAUAAGAAUAAAGAAGUAAAAGGAAAAAAAAAGGAGAAUAAGAAUAAAAAGAGGGAGGAAGAAUAAGGAGAAAGAGAUAGAGAAGGGACGAGUUUCAUGCGGUGGCUUCUCGUGUAUUUUUCUGGGACGAGGAGACCAAUGAUAAGAUAUUGAGGUUCCACGAGUGGCUUCCGGUGCUGGCUCAUCUGUGACGGAAUACCAGGGUGCAGAGAUUCACCGGUGAAAGGGAGACACGAGCCAAAAGGGAGGAUGAAGAGAUUCAGCCUCGUGCAAGCCACUUUUGUCGAAUGGAAAAGCUAACUGGAGACGUGGUAAAGAUGUAAGAACGAUGGAAGAUCCCGAGGAGUAAGAUUAUCGCUGAAGCAAACUCCAACCUCCUGAAAUUAUUGUUUCCCGAUCUUAAGUUGAAACGAUGACAUUUUAAGAAAUAUUUGGAAUUACAAGGAAUAUAUCCAAAGUAUUACUACACUUUCCACUUGAAACGCUGAAUCAUUUCACGUAUCAUAGGCCAUCGAAAUGAAACUCUGUCCAAUAAAUUGAACUAAAGGUACUGUCCAUGCGUAUUACGAAGCUUAAUAAAAUUAGAGAAUUCCUUACGGAGCCAUUCCUUUCGGAACAGCACAAUAAUUGUGAGGGAGUCAUCUUUGGUUGAAAUAUUUUAUGCAACAUUGAUGGCGUUCAGACAGCUGGCCAUCAUGGACGUUGAGGCAGCGCUGCUGGAGAACUCUCCAACACUGUCGACCAUCUCGUCGGAUUGCACCGACACCACGUAUUCGGGCCCCGGCUCGCCCUAUUCCCCGGAAUCGCCCAUCAUCGUCACCUCGUCCUCGUACAAGAAAACAAAGGAUGACGAGGUCACGCCUAGGCCGACACCCAGGCAUCCACUACCGCCCAGGAAGCCCAACUUCCGGAUACGACCGCCCUAUCUCAUGAUUUGCAUCAGCAUCAUAGAGAUAGCCGUACACUGUCUGGGAGACGAAGCGACGCUGCGCAGGUGGUUGGUCUACGACCCCCGUCAGAGGGUGCAAGGAUGGAGGUUCGCCUCGUACAUGCUGCUGCACUCGAACGCGCUUCACCUUGCGUUGAACGUGGUCAUCCAGCUGGUGUUGGCCACCCCUCUCGAGGUGGAACAGGGUCGAAUAGGAGUGGCAACCAUCUAUUUAGGAGGUGGCGUUUGCGGUGCACUUGGGGCAUCCCUUCUUCAGCCAAGCCUUUUCUUGGUUGGUGCCUCGGCAGGUGUAUAUGCCUUACUUACCAGCCAUCUUGCACACCUUUAUUUGUGUCAUGGAGAGCUCCGUUAUGCCGGCUGGCGGCUAGGCGCGGUACUACUCUUAGCCAGCGCGGACGUUGCUUCACUGCCAAUCCCAGCCCUUCUAGGUUGCGGUCGAGUCGGUUGGGCCGCGCACGUAGCCGGUGCACUGGCAGGACCUCUUCUGGGGCUGGCUGUGUUCCCAAACCAGAGCAAAAAGGACGCAAGGGGACGAAGAUUCGUCAGAUUCGUUCGCCUCUUAUCCGCCAUCAGCGUGAUGCUCCUCGUCGUAGGCGCCAUCUUGGGCAACAUCUACCUGAUCGCCCUUCCACAACUGAGGAAACCAUCCUGACAGAGGAUCGAGCUGCUCGUCAAGCUCUGCAGACGAUCCUUCCUUAUCGUCAAGAUCAGGGAAGCCGCCGAGAGCGUUUUCGAGUAGGUCCUCGUCAAUCUUAUCUCUUUGGAAUGGGAAUAUUUGCCACGUUUGCUUGGACCCAGGGAGAAAAUUGGAAUCGUGUGAAAAUUGUAGGAAGAAAGAUUCGACGAUGAAAUCCGAGAUAUGAAUCUUUGAAUCUUGGAAAUAUUGUGGAUUAUUAAUAAAUAAGGAAAUUUUUUACGAGGUGUGAAUCGGUUAGAAGAGACAUGGUGCUGAUGGUUUGGAAGAAUGAUUGAGAAGAAAUGAUUUUGGAAUUGAACGGAGUAAGGAAUUAAUUUAAUAUAAAUUGAACUUGGAAGAAUAAAAGAUAUCGAAAAGAGUUGUAUAACACUUGAACUUUGAGAAUAAACGAACAAACGAUGUGCAUUUAACUAUAAAAAGGAAAGACAUUCUGAAAAAUUAGAAGAGACACGAGGAAAAGAUAGUGUCCCUGAAAAAUCCAUUGAUUUUCACUGCUUACAAAAAAAACUGCCACAAGAGAACCAUCCAUCAACCAAACAAUUUCUCCCUCUCGAAAGAAGAUAGUAAUAAAAAUGGAAAAAACAAGAUCAAUCGAUCAACCAGAAAAAAAAAGAGAAAGGAGAAGAGACACGAGAGGAACCUAAGCGAUUCUUACCGAAAAAAAAAAAA
Apis mellifera (honey bee) is the source of this 4900-nucleotide messenger RNA. RefSeq names its product protein rhomboid. The transcript is spliced from 10 exons. The record is from RefSeq and is a predicted model, not a curated record. Gene Ontology annotation, molecular function: serine-type endopeptidase activity. NCBI's taxonomy places the organism in Eukaryota, Metazoa, Arthropoda, Insecta, Hymenoptera, Apidae. Gene Ontology annotation, cellular component: membrane. Bases 3257 to 4186 code for a protein of 309 amino acids.